Molecule: messenger RNA, 3454 nt
Organism: Lolium perenne
Lineage: Eukaryota; Viridiplantae; Streptophyta; Magnoliopsida; Poales; Poaceae
Product: ubiquitin-like modifier-activating enzyme atg7
Biological process (GO): piecemeal microautophagy of the nucleus; autophagy of mitochondrion; cellular response to nitrogen starvation
Cellular component (GO): cytoplasm; phagophore assembly site
Molecular function (GO): Atg8 activating enzyme activity; Atg12 activating enzyme activity
Source: RefSeq, a predicted model, not a curated record
GUGGUGUCGCCUGCGACGCUAUUCGAAACGGAGUCCAUGUCCGCAUCCGAGCUGAGCUCCGAGACGCUCCGUUCCGCUUCUUCUUUGAGCGGACCCGGGCAAUUUUUGUCGCGGCGUGUCGCCGGCGAAAAAACGAGACGGGAGAUGGUGGCCAAAGCGGAGGUGCGGCCGCGGCCGCUCAAAGUGGAGGCCAUCAAGAGCACCGUCGACAUUUGGUUCUGUGAUGCCCUCCGCGGCCUCAAGCUCAACGUGCUCGGCACCGACGACUCCCCCAUCCCCAUCACUGGUUACUAUACUCCAAGCCCUCUCCCAAAAAAGCCAGGACUCUUCAAGCUAUGUAAACAAUCGUUAGUCCCACCAUCUGUCAGCUCAUUUGGCUCUAGGAAAGAGUGUCUAAUACCAGGGACGCUCAUAAACACUAAUAACAUGUUGGGGUUCCAGAAUCUAGAUGCUGAGUCUCUACUAAGAGAAGAAGGAAAGAAGAUCUUACAUGAUAUUUUAUCCGGUAAAAUAGAAGAGUGUCCUUCUCUGCUAUUAAGAUUUCUUGUGAUAUCGUUUGCGGACUUGAAGAAUUGGAAGGUCUAUUACAAUGUUGCGUUUCCCUCGGUUUUUUACUCUAAAAUGACUUUGCUCAGCCUGCAUAGUGCCUCACAAGUUCUCAGCCAAGAACAGGCAACAUCCUUGUCUAAAUCAAUGAAAGAGUGGCGUGGUUCAAACGAAACAACAGUUCACCCUUUUUUUUCGGUCGACAUAUCCUCAGAUUCUUCUGUUGUUGUAAGACAACUUAAGGACUGGAAGGAUCGUCAGGGUGGUGGCCAAAAGCACCUAUUUGGAUUUUAUGAUCAUGGAUUUCAUCAAGAUUACCCUGGUUGGGCUCUUAGAAACUACAUUGCAUUCCUGAGCCUGCGGUGGAAAAUCGAGAAAGUUCAUUUCUUGUGCUACCGAGAAGGACGAGAGGGUAUCGAUCUAGAGAAGUCCCUUAUUGGUGAAGCAUCAUUUGCAGCACCUCAAGACUGGGAUGGCUCUGACUAUAUGCCUGAAGUUAUUGGAUGGGAAGGAGAAACACCUGGGGAUGGAAGGAAAGAAAUGAAAAUGAAAUCAAUCGAUCUUAAGUCACUGAGACCAGAAAGUCAAGAUGAGGAACAACAGCUGAUGCACUUAAAGCUUAUGGGAUGGCGGCACUUCCCUGUGAAUUUAGACAAGUUGCGUGGCACUCGAUGUCUUGUGUUGGGUGCUGGAGCUCUUGGCUGUGAAGUUUCUCGCUUACUCAUGACCUGGGGUGUACGGAAACUAACAGUGGUUGAUGGUGGUUGUGUUGCCAUGCCUGAUCUAGUCAAACAAUCAAUCUACGUAGAAAAGGAUUGUGGUGUCCCGAGAGCUACCGCAAUUGUUCCCCAUCUAAAAGAGAGAUGUCCUGCAGUGGAGGUCGAAGGCAUCCGGAUGGAAAUACCAGUGCCUGGGAAUCCAGUUUCUCCUAGUGUGCUUGAUGAUUGCAGGCGUCUUCAAACAUUAGUAGCUAAAAGUAAUGUGGUCUUCUUGUUGACUGACUCAUCGGAGAGCAGAUGGUUUCCAACUCUUUUGUGUGCAAGCGAAAACAAGAUUGCUAUCACUGCAGCAGUAGGAUAUGACAGUUACCUUGUCAUGCGACAUGGUGCUCGUCCAGGAACAAGAAGUGGAGGUAUGGAUGACGUGAUUGCUCAGACACAGAAUUUGUCCACUGAAGAUGCUGUUGGUCAUCAAAGAUUGGGCUGUUGUUUCUGCAACGAGAAGACUUCCCUUUUCAAUUCAGUCUCCAAUGAAACAGUAGCACUACCUGGGCUGACCUCGAUUGCAUCUGGCAAAGCAGUGGAGCUCUUUGCGAGGAUGUUACAUCAUCCACAGGGGAUACAUGCUCCAGGAGAUAUUGCUGGUAUGGAUACUGAACAUCAACUUGGUUUAUUGCCGCAUCAGAUGCAAGGAUCACUUCCAAAGUGUCUUUUAUCAACUGAGAUAGGAAAUUCCUCAAACGAUUGCACUGCAUGUUCCGAUGUUGUACUGUCUGAAUAUAGAAGAGAAAGAUUGGAUUUUAUUAUGAAAGUCAUCAAAAAACCAACAUAUUUAAAGGACCUUACAGGCAUUUCUAAUAGUUUGAACAAGUCGGACACUUGUUUGAAUUUGCCUGCCAGUUUCCGUGUAAAUUCAGGGAAGUUCUCUAGUGUGGAAUGUCUAAUUUUAGGUGCUGGAACUCUUGGGUGUGAUGUUGCUCGUAUUCUAAUGGAUUAUGGUGUUCAGAAGCUAACAGUGGUUGACAGUGGUCAUGUUGCUAUGUCAAAUUUGGCAAGACAAUCACUUUACACAUCUGAUGACCUCAACACCCCAAAAGCAACAGCAAUACUUAAGCGUCUAAAGGAGAAAUAUCCAUCAAAGGGUGACCUGGAUGUUAAAGGAAAAAUCAUGGAAAUACCGAUGCCAGGGCAUCCUGUGUCAUCUGUUGAAGAAGAAGCUCUUGUGCGGAAAAAUUGCAAGGAUCUGCAGGAGUUAGUAGCUACCCAUGACGCUGUGUUCCUGUUGACUGACACAAGGGAAAGCAGGUGGCUUCCAACACUUCUCUGUGCGAAUGAAAACAAGAUUGCUAUUACUGCAGCUCUAGGAUACGAUAGCUACCUUGCCAUGCGACAUGGAGCUGGUCCAGGAACAUGUUCUGAAGGUUCAAGUGUGGUUGUUGGCAUGACUAGGCUGUCUCCACAAGAUGUUAUUGGCCGUCAAAGACUGGGCUGCUAUUUCUGCAACGACGUUAUUUCUCCUGUUGAUUCUGUCUCCAACCGAACACUGGACCAACAGUGUACAGUAACACGGCCUGGACUGGCUUCCAUUGCAUCUGGCCAUGCCGCAGAACUCUUCGCAAGAAUGUUAAAUCAUCCAGAUGGGAUACAUGCGCCAGCAGAUAUCGCUGGCACGACCAGUGAGCGUCCGUUUGGUCUAUUGCCACACCAGAUACGAGGAUCACUGUCGAGCUACAACUUAUUAACCCUCUUGGGCUAUUCCUCGAGCUGCUGUAUUGCAUGUUCCGACGUGGUAUUGUCUGAAUACAGGAGCAGAGGAAUGGAUUUUGUGAUGCAGGUGAUCAAUGAGCCAACCUAUCUGGAAGACCUUACCGGCCUGACGGAGCUGAUGAAGUCCGCGGAUUAUUCUCGGGUGGAGUGGGUAGAUGAUGUCGACGACGAUGCCGAGUUUGCCGACAUCUGAUGUAUCACAUGAUUUCAUGGCUAUAGAAAGUGUAAAUAUCAGUUCGAUGCACAAUGAUUAAUGUCACUGAUGGUUACCAAUUACAUUUUCGAAUUGCAUGGGCUUUUUGUUACGAUUCAGCACCCACCCUGUAAUCAGCAGCACUCCUGAAUCCUGGUUCGUCAAACACUUGUGCGGAGUAGGUUGUAACAUGAAAAAUGUUUACACGAGGUAUUCCCUGUUAUUGUUA